AUGGCAGGUUAUGUCAGCAGUCCUUCUUUGGCUUCUUCCAAUAUCCGUCCAGUUAAACGUUCACAAGUUAUUUCUGCAAAAGAUGCUGAGCCUCCUGGGGCGUGUGCCAAUCUUUUGGUUUGCUUUGCUGUCUUCUUGUUGAUCUUAACAUUCCCAAUAUCCAUCUUCUUUUGUAUCAAGAUUGUCAACCAAUAUGAACGCGCAGUUAUUUUUCGUCUUGGGAGAUUGAGAAAGGGAGGGGCUAAAGGGCCGGGUCUUUUUCUUGUAAUUCCUUGCAUUGAUGAAUACCAAAAGGUUGAUUUGCGUCUUGUUUCAUACUCUGUUCCUCCUCAAGAAUUGCUCUCAAAGGAUUCUGUAACGGCAAGUGUUGACGCUGUAAUCUAUUUCCGUAUUUCGGAUGCCACAAUCUCUGUUGUUAACGUGGAGAAUGCUGAAGCUUCUACAAGAUUGUUGGCUAUGACUACUCUUCGAAAUAUUUUGGGAACUAAAACUUUGAGUGAAAUGCUUUCUGAUCGUGAUCAUAUUUCACAAGAAAUGCAGAGAUCAUUAGAUGAAGCUACAAAUGAUUGGGGAGUUCAGGUGGAACGAGUUGAAGUUAAAGAUGUUAGACUUCCUGGGACAAUGCAAAGGGCUAUGGCUGCUGAAGCAGAGGCUACACGCGAGGCUAAAGCUAAAAUAAUUGCUGCUGAAGGCGAACAAAAAGCCUCUAGUGCUUUGCGUGCUGCUGCUCUUGCAAUUUCUGACACUCCAACAGCUCUACAAUUGCGAUAUCUUCAAACUUUGGGAGAAAUUAGUGCCGACAACAAUUCUACAAUUGUUUUUCCUUUUCCGGUUGACUUUAUGUCAGUUUUUGGUAAACACUCUGUUCAAAAAUCUUCGGAAAGUACAGUCAAACAAAAAACCAAAGAAAGUGAAAAGGAAAAAACAAAGGAAGAAACGACAAAAGAAGAGAAAUCUGAAAAAGACAAAAAUGUUGAACAAGAAAAAAGUAAAGCUGUUGAACAAUACUUCAAAAAAAGUAGUCCAAGAGAGAAGAAGGAAAAGCCUAAGAAGAAGCAAUCAUCAACAGGGAAGAAAAAGUAG
Meloidogyne enterolobii is the source of this 1083-nucleotide messenger RNA. NCBI's taxonomy places the organism in Eukaryota, Metazoa, Nematoda, Chromadorea, Rhabditida, Meloidogynidae. The record is from the annotation of a GenBank genome assembly.